Molecule: messenger RNA, 1110 nt
Organism: Lampris incognitus (smalleye Pacific opah)
Lineage: Eukaryota; Metazoa; Chordata; Actinopteri; Lampriformes; Lampridae
Product: transmembrane 6 superfamily member 1-like
Exons: 10
Coding region: 1-1110 (369 amino acids)
Cellular component (GO): lysosomal membrane
Source: RefSeq, a predicted model, not a curated record
AUGAACGCCUCUGCUGGGACAGGCGUGUUUCUUCUGUCCUUGAUGUCCAUACCCAUCUCGUAUUUGUUUAAUUCUCUUAUUUACAGCUACAGCAUUGAAGCAGUUUUCUUUGCUGGGUGUACUACCGCUCUGAUCCUUGCAAUUUCAGCAUGUUUUGUGUUCAAGAAAAGAGCUCCAGAAGAUCCACUGUUCUAUGUGUAUGCAGUGUAUGCAUUCCUGAGUGUUGUGAAUCUGAUCAUUGGGUUGGAGCAGGACAGCAUCAUUGAUGGCUUUAUGACCUUCUAUCUCAAGGAGGCAAAUCCUCAUAUUAAUACAGCAUACGGACAUAUGAUCUCCUACUGGGAUGGCUGUGUACAUUAUCUAAUGUAUCUGGUCAUGAUUGCUGCAAUUACUUGGGGGGACAGUUACAGAGCCAUUGGACUUUACUGGGUGGGAUCCUUUCUCAUGCAUGUCAUAGUCUACAUUCUUGGGAAUGUUGUUGGGAAAUAUGGGACGCAAGUUGAUCCUCUCUUCUUCUUCCAAAUAUUCUAUGUCCUGGUGUCCAUUUGGGCCUGCUUUCAUAUCGUUAGCCGGCCCUCCACACUGGAGGUUCAGCUGACAAGCAUCCAGAAGGCCCAGAGGAAAAGCUUGAUUUACAGACCUCUGGACUUGUUAUUCAUUAUCUACCUCAUUCCUGCUGCAGCUUUUUGUAUUUUCAGAGGCUUGGUUGUUCUUGACUGUGCUAGUGAAUGGUGUCAAGUGUACACUCAGCAGUAUGAACCUUACCUGAAGGACCCCUCAGCCUAUCCUAAAAUACAGAUGCUGGUGAGCAUGCUCUACUCUGGGCCAUAUUACAUCAUUACUUUCUAUGGACUGUUAGUCCCAGGAUGUACGUGGAUGCCAGAUCUCACCCUUUUACACUCAGGGGCACUAGCACAAGCCCAGUUCUCGCAUAUUGGCGCGUCUCUUCAUACGCGCACACCUUUCUCCUACAGAGUACCUGCUGACAGCCAGACCAUCUUCCUGGUGAUCAACAUCCUGUAUGCUCUUGUGCCCCAGGCUCUGUGCUACCGCUGUACCUCUAGACCGGCCUUCUUCCUCAGGGCCACUGCAGACAAAAAGAUGGAAUAA